Messenger RNA from Jaculus jaculus (lesser Egyptian jerboa), 1974 nucleotides. RefSeq names its product adenylosuccinate lyase (gene Adsl). Gene Ontology annotation, biological process: 'de novo' AMP biosynthetic process. Gene Ontology annotation, cellular component: cytosol. Gene Ontology annotation, molecular function: (S)-2-(5-amino-1-(5-phospho-D-ribosyl)imidazole-4-carboxamido) succinate lyase (fumarate-forming) activity; N6-(1,2-dicarboxyethyl)AMP AMP-lyase (fumarate-forming) activity. NCBI's taxonomy places the organism in Eukaryota, Metazoa, Chordata, Mammalia, Rodentia, Dipodidae. The record is from RefSeq and is a predicted model, not a curated record. The coding region runs from base 37 to 1491 and encodes 484 amino acids. The transcript is spliced from 13 exons.
GGUGCCGUGGUCUGCGGCGAGGGUGGCGUGCACGGGAUGGCCGAGGCAGGUGACCGUGGCGGGCUGGACAGCUACCGCUCCCCGCUGGCGUCCCGCUACGCCAGCCCGGAGAUGUGCUUCGUGUUCAGCGACAGGUUCAAGUUCCGGACGUGGCGGCAGCUCUGGCUGUGGCUGGCGGAGGCGGAGCAGGCAUUGGGCUUGCCUAUCACAGAUGAGCAAAUACAGGAGAUGAAAUCUAACCUAGACAACAUUGACUUCAAGAUGGCAGCUGAAGAGGAGAAGCGGCUACGACACGAUGUGAUGGCUCACGUGCACACAUUCGGCCACUGCUGUCCAAAGGCUGCGGGGAUCAUCCACCUCGGUGCCACCUCCUGCUAUGUCGGAGAUAAUACAGACCUCAUCAUUCUUAGAAAUGCAUUUGACCUGCUUCUACCGAAGCUUGCUCGAGUGAUCUCUCGGCUUGCUGACUUUGCUAAGGAACGGGCUGAUCUACCUACCUUGGGUUUUACACAUUUUCAGCCCGCUCAGCUGACCACCGUUGGGAAACGCUGCUGUCUUUGGAUUCAGGACCUCUGCAUGGAUCUCCAGAACGUGACACGUGUCCGUGAGGAGCUGCGUUUCCGGGGCGUGAAGGGUACCACUGGCACUCAGGCUAGUUUCCUGCAGCUCUUCGAGGGAGAUCACCAGAAGGUGGAGCAGCUGGACAAGAUGGUGACGGAAAAGGCAGGAUUUAAGAGGGCUUUCAUCAUCACAGGACAAACCUACACACGAAAAGUAGACAUUGAGGUGGCAUCUGUGCUGGCUAGCUUAGGGGCAUCAGUGCACAAGAUCUGUACUGACAUCCGCCUCCUGGCGAACCUCAAGGAGGUGGAGGAACCCUUUGAGAAACAACAGAUCGGCUCCAGUGCGAUGGCUUACAAACGGAACCCCAUGCGCUCGGAGCGUUGCUGCAGCCUUGCCCGCCACCUGAUGACUCUUGUCAUGGACCCCCUGCAGACAGCUUCCGUGCAGUGGUUCGAACGGACCCUGGAUGACAGCGCCAACCGACGGAUCUGUUUGGCUGAGGCAUUUCUCACGGCGGAUACUAUAUUGAAUACGCUGCAGAACAUUUCUGAAGGAUUGGUGGUGUACCCCAAAGUAAUCGAACGGCGUAUCCGGCAAGAGCUGCCUUUCAUGGCCACUGAGAACAUUAUCAUGGCGAUGGUCAAAGCUGGGGGCAGCCGGCAGGACUGUCAUGAGAAAAUUAGAGUGCUUUCCCAGAAGGCAGCUGCUGUGGUUAAGCAAGAAGGGGGUGACAAUGACCUCAUAGAGCGGAUCCAGGCAGACCCCUACUUCAGUCCCAUUCACGCGAAGUUGGAGCACUUGCUGGACCCUUCUUCCUUCACUGGUCGAGCACCCCAGCAGGUGCACAGGUUUCUAGAAGAGGAGGUGUACCCCCUAUUGAAACCAUAUGAAAGCGUGAUGAAGGUGAAGGCAGAAUUAAGUCUGUAGAGCUGGAAGAGAACAAGAGAUCCUUGAGAGUGUGCUCAUUUCUUUUGUGGGAAAUCAAAGCAAUAGUACUAUGGUGCCUUAUUUUACCUCAAGAACUUUUUAAGUUAAAUCAUGCUGCUUAGGGGCUGGGGGGUUGGCUCAGCAGUUAAAGGUACUUAGUGACAAAGCCUGUCAGCCUGGGUUUGAUUCCUCAGCCAGAUGCACAGAGUGGUGCAUGGGUUUGGAAGUGUUUAAAAAAAAAAGAGAACUGUGUUGCUAUUAGAGGCCAGGUUUGCUGGCACAUGACUUUAAUCCCAGCAUUCAAGAGGCUGAGGUACGAGGAUGGGCAUGGAUUUAAGGUCAGCCUGGCCUAGAGUGAGAGUCUGCCUGGGGGCUGGGAGGUGGGAAUUGACAAUAGAGACAAAGACAUAUUGUUUCCUCCACCUUUAUAGCAAAACAAAUUCAUAAUAAAUGUAGCUUAUUCCUUCUGCUCUCUGCAGCUGC